GGCUAGAUGGCGACUGUGGUGUACCCCCUAAUUGGUAGCGUACAGAGAACGACGGACGCCUAACGUUUUAGACAAAAAUCCACCGUAGAUCGAACCCAUCUUGAUUUCAAAAAUGACGGUUGGGAGGAGUUCAAAGAUGCUACAGCAUAUCAACUUCAGAAUGAGAUGUAUGCUUCAUGAUAGUAGAACUUUUAUUGGAACUUUUAAAGCAUUUGACAAACAUAUGAACAUUAUUCUUGGUGAUUGUGAUGAGUUCCGAAAGAUUAAGCCUAAAAGUAAUAAACAAGGUGAAAGAGAAGAAAAACGGGUUUUAGGAUUAGUGUUAUUAAGAGGAGAACAUUUAGUGUCAAUGACUGUAGAGGGUCCACCACCAACAGAAGAAAGUAUGGCCCGUGUUCCAUUAGCUGGUAUGGGUCCUGGAGGACCUGGUAUGGGUAGAGCAGCAGGAAGAGGUGUUGGUGGUCCCUCUCAAGGUGCUGCACCUGGUCUACAAGGUCCCGUUCGAGGCGUUGGUGGUCCCUCUCAACAAAUGAUGGCUCCUCAAGGUCGAGGAGGUCCUCCUGGUAUGAAUCCAGGGAUGAGACCACCCAAUAUGGGAAGAGGUGGUCCUCAGGGCGGUGGUAUGAGAGGCCCCCCUCCAGGAAUGAUGAGAGGUCCCCCUCCUGGAAUGAGAGGUCCACCAAGAUAGAAAAAAAUGGUACCAGUUGAAUCAUAUUUCAUAUUUCAUCAAAGACAUUUUAAAUCAUGAACAUUAAAAAAUGGAAAAAAAUUUAGUGUUGAACACAUGUUUAUAUCCUGAAGAAGUAAUUCAGUUCAUUAUAUUUUAUAUAUAUAUAUGUUAAUCAUUUGUAAAUAAUUCAUAUAAAUCAUUUGAACAUAUUA
Molecule: messenger RNA, 882 nt
Organism: Lottia gigantea (owl limpet)
Lineage: Eukaryota; Metazoa; Mollusca; Gastropoda; Lottiidae
Exons: 5
Coding region: 113-688 (191 amino acids)
Biological process (GO): mRNA splicing, via spliceosome
Cellular component (GO): U4 snRNP; catalytic step 2 spliceosome; U1 snRNP
Molecular function (GO): RNA binding
Source: RefSeq, a predicted model, not a curated record